CAACAUAUUCCACGAUAUAAGCGGGCACAGUUUUAWUAUCAAAGUCACUCUACGACACAACACGACGCUAUUCAGCUUAAAUUCAAGUCUGAACGGCUGUCAUACAUUUUCUAGACUAGUGAAAAAGUUGUUUGAGAGAGCUAGAAUGCGGCUCUUUCGRUUUUUGUUUGUAUUAGCGAUUGUUUUGGUUGGGAAUGUASAAUCUCUGGAGCAAGAAGACGACAACGGCAGACAAGAUCAUGAAGGAAAACUAACUGAAAUAUUUGCCGUGGAACUAGACCAAGAUGACGAAAAGCUCGCUCGUGAUGUGGCAGAGCAAUAUGGAUAUGAAUAUGGAGGUCAAAUUCCGAAUUUAUCCGGACAUUUCAAAUUUAUAAGAAAGACAAUUCAUGCCGAAGGCGACGAGAAGAGAGGUGAUAUACCUCGUCCGAGCCUCAGAGAACAUCCAAAUGUAAAAUGGCACGAGCAACAACGAGAACUCAUUCUUGAAAAGAGAGGAUACAAAGAAUACAGCGAUAGCCAGAAUGAUUUCCUUGAAUAUUCGGAGAGUGAGAAGCUCAAAGAAAGUAAUAUUCACUUCUGCGAUGAUCUCAUGUUCCCCAAGCAAUGGUACAUCAACAGUGAGGGUCAAGUACCUGGGGUAGAUCGCGGCCAUGAUAUGGGAAUUUUAAAAGCAUGGAAAAUGGGAUAUACAGGGAAGGGAAUUGUCGCUACAGUAAUGGAUGAUGGGCUAGACCACACGAACAUUGACCUUAAGAAAAACUUCGAUCUGCGCGCGAGCCGUGACAUUAAUGGCCACGAUUCAGAYCCACAACCUAGGGACGCCAGUGACCAGUAUCAUGGCACAAAAUGUUCAGGAGAAAUAGCAGCAGAGGCAAAUAACAGUUUUUGCGGCGUAGGCCUUGCACCUGAUGUUAAAAUUGGAGGGAUUCGUAUGUUAGAUGGGUCGGUAACUGGAAUAACAGAAAAUGAAGCYUUUGGAUUCAACUCGGAUUACAUAGAUAUAUACAGCGCUUCAUGGGGACCAAGAGACAACGGUGAAGUUCUUGCUGGUCCUUCAAGUCUUGGGAAAAAGGCGCUACAGCGGGGCGCAAUAAAGGGAAGAAAGGGAAAAGGUUCAAUCUACGUCUGGGCGAGUGGUAAUGGAGGAGCUUUCAAGGAUAAUUGUGGGUGCGACGGGUAUGCGUCUAGCAUCUACACUAUUGCUGUCGGCUCGGUGGGUUCUCACGGAAAGACAACGUACUAUGAUGAAGUUUGUGCGGCGACAAUGGCUGUUGUGUAUAGUGGUGAUGAUACCAUUGGUUCUCAGCCCCUUGUAACAACUGCUCGUGGGAAAGACGGAUGCAUUCCUCAUUUUGGUGGAACAUCGGCAGCCGCUCCCUUAGCAGUUGGAAUCUUUGCUCUAGUACUACAAGCCAACCCUAACCUAACAUGGCGCGAUUUGCAACACAUUAUCACAAAAACCUCCAAGAUAGACAAUCURGACACUACGGACAGCAGCUGGAAAACCAAUGCAGCAGGAUUCAAAGUCAGCUCCAAGUUCGGUUUUGGACUUCUCUAUGCUCCAGCUUUGAUUGAAACCGCGUUGAAAUGGAAAACAGUCCCGACUCAGCGAGUUUGUACGAUCRAAGGAAAAAUAAMACGAAAGGAGCCGCUUAAACGAGACAGCAAAAUCACCACAACUUUGACCUCAGACGCGUGUAAAGGUACCGAGAACGARAUAACYAAGUUGGAGCACAUACAAGUUGUUAUCAACCUCCGACACCGACAUCGCGGUGUCUUGAGCAUCAACAUCGGGGCACCUUCCAAUACACAAAGCCAGUUAUUGUCGAUCCGACCUCACGAUAAAUCAACCAAGGGCGUCUCAAAUUGGCCGUUCAUGUCUGUGCAUUUUUGGGGGGAGAACCCAGCAGGAACCUGGACUCUCACCAUUAGAGACAAUACUAAAAUCACUGAUAAAAGAUACACUUCGCACAGGUCGUUCGAUGAGRGCAAGAUUCAAGAACGAUCAGACGCAGAACAAGACCCAGUAGAUGACCUUUUCAAAUUACCAGAAUCAGACGAAUCAUACCAGAGACCAUUCCGUCACGAAAUCGAACUCCAGGAUGAAGUAGAAGCUGAUGAAAGCGAGGAUGAAGGACGAAGAGACUACACCAGAGAGGAAGACGAAAGUUAUAACAUAUUCGAUGUUCGCAGCGAUGUUUAUGGCGAGUUAGACUCGUGGUCGCUWGUACAGUACGGUACUGGUGCAUAAUCAACGCUUGGUAUAACAAUACGGUAUCUAUGUAAUACAGCAAUUUAGAAAUUAAGGUUGUAAGAGCAAACUGUGAAUGCACGACCGAAAGUUACUAUGGGUAUUCAUUAUUGAUGGAAAUAUUCACACAUCAAAGGCACCUAUUACUACUGUUUUCAUAAAGUAGAGAUCUCCAAUAAGGCUUGUUUGUUUUGUCUAUUUUUUUCAUGCAAACUAAGGAAUAUUAUCCAUCAAAAUUCCAAUACAUAUAGUAACUUUGGGUCGUUCAAUGGGGUUUUUCUGAGAUUUUGCAUUGCAUUGUGAUCUAGAUUCGCGUUCAAACAUGUUUUGUUCAUGCGGCCAAAUAUGGCAUUGUUUGUACUGAAGCUAGACCACAAUGCACCCUGAUUUUUCAGAAAAGAUUCAGAAAAGAUCUAUGGCCGUUCAGCUCGGAGGACCUUUUCUUAAAAUGUUAUACCCAGUCAUUUGAUUAAAACUUGUUACAAUGUUUGGUCUUAUCCCCACGUGACUAAGCCGAAAGGCAUUAUGGGUAGAAGACUUUCAACGUUUGAAUAUUAAUUAUUGUGAAUCUUGGAGAAAAGGAGGUGAGAAGUUUUGAUCCGUUUAGCCACGUGCGGUUAAUGAUCAGCGAAACAAUAUUCAAUCAAAAGACUGUGGUACAUAUAUAUAACUCUGCAACAGCAAUGCAUUCUGGUAGGUAACCCAUAAUUUACAGUSGAAGGAACUUUAAACAAGAAGUAAACUUCUGAAACUUCUACGUCACUUACUUGRUUUGCAAUGAAUUGUGUGAUCAGUUUCUGGAGAAAACAAAAGAAAUCUGUCAUGUUCUGACCCAAACAUAUCCUACAAUGUAUUGCAUAUACGGUAUGUGAAGUAAGAGCUUCAGAGGUCUAUYAUUCCUCGAUUCAGUCCUGAACACUUGGAUUUAUGUGGUUAUUACUGAAUCUUUGGAAAAUUUAUCACCUUUGCGCAUGCUCUAAAUUGUCGCCCGAGCCAAUCCCACAUGGCUAAUAGAAUAAGCAGGUCUUGRCUUAUUAGACAGAUACUGGUCUUUCUUCAAAAAUCCAUAAAGAGUAUUUCACAUGUUAUGUACAUAUGUACAGAUACGUUACGGAUAUUGCAUGGGACCAGCAUCGAUAUAUUGACCUGAACUAAACUACAAUAGCUACAAUAGCUUUAGGCAAAAAUUACCUUAAUUUCAUACAAACAUACUUUGAGUUCUCGCUCCCAGAAUACGCAUUCCUGUUGCAGAGAUAUUUUGAUGUGGGYAUAUCUUUGUAGUCCCCAAACUUGAUAUAACUCUCGAUAAUGCACUUUUGUGCAAAAGUAAUUGUAGCAUCAACGGUCGCUUUAUCGCGAGAGGAUCAUUGCAAUAUUAUUCUCAUAUCAUAAAAAAAUAUUCUCUGGUAAAUUGUAAAUUAUGUAUUUGGGAGGUUCUUGUUAUUUAAAAGGAAUUAUUCUUUAUUUAAAAUUCUUAGUUUUAUUCCUUAAAAGGAAGCUAUGCUAUUAUCAUGGGAAACGUACGCGAUUGGAACGAACAAAAAAAAAUAUUGAAAUAUUUUUUCAUCCUUCCCAAAUCCUUAAAAAUCAAAUUCAAUCAYAUUGACAUUCAUUUCUGCAAGAGGUCUUCUUAAAAUAAUCUUUUUCACGGUUCCCUGCGCCAUCUUGAAAGGUAGCCGUGCCUUUACAUCGAAGCAAGACAAUCGUUGAGCAUGCAAUGAKAGAAACCUUCUUUCACACCUAAGGACAAUUAUUCACAGGUAUCUAUCAUUGCACGCUCAACGGUUCUCUCGCUUCGAUGUAAAGGCACGGCUACCUUUCUAGAUGGCGCAGGGAAACGCGAAGGAGACUAUUUCGAAUUAGACGACACAACCUUUGACUGCUACCAUCGCAUGCAACCUGCGUCAGUCAUCAUUAGAACAUGGCUACAACUGUCGUGGGGCUAUUAAGCAAUUGUUUUAAAUCUGUACGACAGUUGUAGCCAUGGUGUAAGAAUUACUUACGCAGGUUGCAUGCGAGGGUUGUAGGCAAAAGUUGUGUAAUCUAAUUCGGCCUUAAGGCAGUUUACACGGUUUACGAUUGUCGCGUGCAACUUGUAGUAUACGACUUUCCUAAGUCAAGUGGUAGUUCAAAAUCCUUCUACAAGAAACGUGCAACAACUAUCGAAAAACGAAAAAAAUUUCACGGAUUUGAGGCACAUGGUCAAUGAACGAUACAAACUCUACGAGGCAACGAGAUAUAAUGAUCCAUCGAUAAAUGGUAAGAAAGAUAUAAUGUUACAGAACAGAAGAGACUAUUUUUUUAGAUUCUCGUAUUAUAAGCAUUAAUGUAAAUGACAGGGUAACAAUGACUGACUGUAAAACCUGGCCUAAUUAAAUCAUAACAACGAUUUUUUUUCWUUUGUUUCGUUUUAUUCUUUUUUUGUUUUUUGUUUUCCUUGUUUUUUUGUUGUUUCCUUCAUUUUUUUUUUGUUUGGUUUAAAAUUUUUGUGUUUUUUUUUCUUUAGUCACUGAUUCAUAAUAGACAUGACUUGAUAAACAUAUCGAAACCAGAUUUUACUGUCAGUUCAUAAAAUGUGGUUCUUAAUAAUUCAAAAAUUGUAGAUUAAGGGUUGAUAUAUUAAUUGAAAGAAAUAAAAAAUAAUGCAAAAUGAAAA
This is a messenger RNA of Exaiptasia diaphana, 4910 nucleotides long. RefSeq names its product neuroendocrine convertase 2. The record is from RefSeq and is a predicted model, not a curated record. The coding region runs from base 146 to 2254 and encodes 702 amino acids. The transcript is spliced from 4 exons. NCBI's taxonomy places the organism in Eukaryota, Metazoa, Cnidaria, Anthozoa, Actiniaria, Aiptasiidae. Gene Ontology annotation, molecular function: serine-type endopeptidase activity. Gene Ontology annotation, biological process: protein processing. Gene Ontology annotation, cellular component: trans-Golgi network; Golgi membrane.